AUGGAACUCAGAACUGGGACAUUCUGGCUGACACGAAUUGUACUUCUAAGAUAUGUUGCAUUCAUCUAUCUUAUAGCAUUUCUGGUGGCCUACAAUCAAAAUGAAGCUCUCAUCGGAAAAAAUGGAUUACUGCCUGCUCAUGUUCAUUUGAAUCGCAUCAGCAAAGCAUCCAAUGGAGGUUAUUGGUCAAAACUUCAUAUGGCUCCAACAGUUUUAUGGUUCUUCAAUUACAACAACAAUAUAGAUGAGAUCUUGAAUAGUAUAUCUUUUACUGGACUUUUGUUGUCUAGCUUUGUAAUAAUAAAAGGCUCUUCAAAUUUUGUAAUUAUGUUGUCACUGUGGUUUCUCUACCAUUCAGUUGUCAACGUUGGACAAAGGUGGUAUUCAUUUGGCUGGGAAUCCCAACUUCUUGAAACAGGGUUUUUAGCUGUCUUUCUCUGUCCUUUUUUUAGUUUGAAAAAAUUUCCAAAGACUGUUCCCUGCUCAUUUUUAAUAAUUAUGUUAUACAGAUGGCUCAUUUUCAGGAUCAUGCUUGGUGCUGGUCUCAUUAAAUUAAGAGGAGAUAGGUGCUGGUGGGACUUGACAUGCAUGAAUUAUCAUUAUGAAACUCAGCCAGUACCAAAUCCUAUAAGCUACUACAUGCACCAAGAGCCUGUUUUCUUUCAUAAGUUUGAGACCAUGGUCAAUCAUUUUGUGGAGUUGAUUGCUCCGAUUUGUUUGUUGAUGCCUAGAAAGUUUUGUAUUUUUGGAGGACUUGUUCAAAUUGUUUUUCAGAUUGUGUUAAUUAUCAGUGGAAACUUAAGUUUUCUCAACUGGCUAACAAUUGCGCCGUGUCUUGCAUGUUUUGAUGAUCUUUCACUUUCAUAUUUCUUUUCAAAAACUGAAGUGAUUAAUGUCAAAUUGAUUCAAAGACAAAACGAGCUUGAGAAACAAACACCUUUGAUAUUGGCGAACUUUGCAAGAAAAUGUACAAACUGGUUGUUUGUAUGUGUGAUAGCCUAUCUAAGCAUUCCAAUAGUUCAAAACCUGUGGUCACCUAACCAGAUUAUGAACACUUCGUUUGAACCCUUGAGAAUUGUAAAUACAUAUGGCGCCUUUGGCUCAAUCAACAAAAAACGAACAGAAGUUAUUUUUCAAGGAACAUAUUCUGCUGACCCCAUGAACUCUGAUGCCAAUUGGCUAGAAUAUGAAUUCAAGUGUAAACCAGGCAAUGAAAAACGAUGGCCUUGUGUCAUAUCACCAUAUCACUACCGACUCGAUUGGCUUAUGUGGUUUGCAGCUUUUCAAAAUUAUCAGCACAAUCCUUGGCUCUUGCACCUUGGCCUGAAAUUUUUAUCGAAUGACAACAAAACAACAAGCCUUGUUUCACACAAUCCAUUUUCUGGCAAACAACCGCCAAAAUGGAUUCGGGCUGAACAUUACCAGUAUUCGUUCACAAAGAUAGGAUCUAACUCUGCAAAAGAAGGCAAAUGGUGGAAAAGAAGACACAUAGGAUCCUACUUGCCUCCCAUCUCUCUUGAGACUGCCAAACAUCUUGUCGACCGUUUCUAUUUGAUUGACUGA
Molecule: messenger RNA, 1563 nt
Organism: Helobdella robusta
Lineage: Eukaryota; Metazoa; Annelida; Clitellata; Rhynchobdellida; Glossiphoniidae
Exons: 11
Coding region: 1-1563 (520 amino acids)
Biological process (GO): protein maturation
Cellular component (GO): endoplasmic reticulum membrane
Source: RefSeq, a predicted model, not a curated record